CCACGCACGGUGGCGGUCGUGAGUUGUCACAAGAGAAAGAGAACGUGCAAUUGGACGAAAGGAGCUGAAGAAAGACAGUCAGGCAGAAAGAUAGAGAGGUUUAGAGGAAACAGAAGGAAGAGAAGAAACGGGAAAGCAAAGGUAGCGUUCGCGGGCGUUCGUGGUCACCGAGUUCGCGGGUCCCGCUCAGUCGUGUGCGCGUGAAAGAGUUUUAACCUCCGUCGUUCGAUUAUCGUGCGUCGUCUCGGUUCGUUCUGGUGCGUGUGGGUCGGCGCGCGCGCGCCUGUGUCCGUGUGUGCGUGAAAAACACCGCACCGUCUCUCGUUGCGCGUUUGUGUGUUACAUACGUCGGUAGAUAUAUACAAAUAUACGUGCGUCGGAAAGAGAGUAGCGCCGGGUCGCGUACAGUGUGCACGAAAGUAAGAGAGAGAGAGAUAGAGCGAGAGAAAGAGAACGGGAAGGGACAACCGGGCUGAGGAGGAGGAGUGGCGGGCGAGGAGGGGGAGGAGGUACGGAGUGUUGGAUUUGUUUUCUCGCACAACGGUGGAGCAAAACGGCCUCAAACUGUGGGGCUCUGGGGCGUUUUUUCUUCCUCCGCAAGGGAUGUACUACCCCCACAUGGUGCAGACAGGCAUGGCUGCGCCCUACGGUGGGGGUGUCUUCCCCCCGCCGGUGAACGGCGUAGCGGGUGUCGUCGGGGCUGCUGGCGCGGCCGGCGAGGUGAAACCACCACCCCCGGUGCCGGUGAAAGAAGACAACAGCGGGGCGCCUCAGCAGCCGCCACCCAGCGGCCCCCAGGUUCCUCCGCCGGCUGGUGCCCCACAUCAAACCGCCCCUGGUGCCCCGACCGCGGCCAGCUUCAGUCCGCCUCCGCCUCCGAACGGCGUCGAUCAACAGGCUAUCUCGGAGGUGUUCCAGGCAGCAGUGGCGGCCGCGGCAGCUGCAGCUGCAGGCGGAGGUGGCCAACAACCCGCCCCCACGCCAGCAGGCAACGAGACCAACCCCGAGGGUGCCGUCGAAGGCAGUGCCCUGGUACCUGUCACUUCGGGUGCAACCACACCUGCGACCGCCACACAGGGUAGCGACCUGAAAGGUCAACCUAAACGCCUUCACGUCAGCAAUAUACCUUUCCGCUUCCGAGACCCUGAUCUCAGGGCAAUGUUUGGGCAAUUCGGGCCGAUCCUCGACGUGGAAAUCAUAUUUAACGAAAGGGGAAGCAAGGGAUUCGGUUUUGUAACAUUCGCAAAUAGUGCUGACGCGGACCGGGCACGUGAGAGGCUACACGGCACCGUGGUUGAGGGCAGAAAGAUUGAGGUGAACAACGCGACGGCGAGGGUGCAGACGAAAAAACCACCGACGGUACCCAACGUAUGCGUACAGUGGCCAGAGGCCGCAGCCCUGAGAGGAGUGGCCAUCCAACGAGGAAGAGUAGGCGCUGCGAGAGCAGCCUUUCCGACCAGUGCAGCAGCAUUGGCUCUUGCCAGGAACCCUGGGCCGCUCGCAGCUGCGGCUGCAGCCACGGCCCUGCAUCCCUUUGCACCUGCCGUUUAUUACGACCCGUUCCUAGCAGCACACGCGGCGACGCAGGAUCCCAACUACAGGCUACAGCUGGAAUGGCCUCAAGCAACAGCUGACGCCGCGGCAGCAGCAGCUGCAGCGUCACCGUUGCUGAAGACGCCCCUCUCGACGGCGCAGCAGGCCACCUACGCAGCUGCAGCGACCUACACGGCAGUGGCUGCGCGCGCAUACAGCGCAGCUGCAGCUGCGGCACAACCGGUCGCAGGAUAUGCCGCAGUCGCGGGUUACGGGCGUGAGUACGCCGAUCCCUACAUUGGACAUGGUAUUGGACCAGUAGCCGGCUAUGGGGCGACCGUGUACAGGGGCGGCUACAACAGGUUCACGCCAUAUUAAGGAUCGUCAGAUAUCGAAGCGCGAGCCUUCCAAGUACACCGUUAUACUCAGCUGAACAUGACCAGAACAAAAAGAAAUCGACACAAUCAUCAUCGUCAUCCGCCAUCGAUCACGAUCACCCCACGAAGCGAUGCCUGGAUCCUCCGCGCAUGCUGACGCUAGCCUUCUUCGUAGCACCGACACGAGAUCGUCGACUUCGGCUCUCGUCGACGCGGAACGGAAGCCAAACUUUCGUCGGGAACCAUCCGGCCAUCGUGCACGUCGUUCCAGUGGAGUCCGGGCUACCGAGUUCGACUACGGGGAUGCCACGCUGUAGAUUUAGAAAUAGAGAUUUGAUUAAGAGAAACGCCUUCGAAACGGACAGUUGCGUGGACCUGGAUAGAUGACAGGGAAAACGAGGAAAGAGGAAUGAGUGAUCGUACGAAUGAACGACCGGCAGGGAAAGGAACGAAAGAUCGCGAAAGAAUGAUAUAGGAGGCUCGGAAUUGGAAUUAGGUUUAAAGCGUGCUUGAAGUUCGAGAUAGUUCUCGAUUGGGGUUGCGAGCGGUCGACCAGACGACAAAGGUCCACUGAAGCGUCGUCGAACUUUCGAACCCUGAUCGAUAAUCGGCGGAGAGGGUUGAGCGAGAGAGAGUGUGAGAGAGGGAGAGGCAGAGGGGAUGGGAGACAGGGAAUUGGUAAACUGAAUUAGCAGACAAAGAGGACCGGUUAAAUUGAAUUUUACCGAAAACAUGCUAAACAUUCGACCGAGCCGAAUCGAUUGUAACAAGAGAGAGCGACGCGGGGGUGAAAUUUGUUAGGGUGUUGGAUGAGAACAGGUCCGUUCGAAGCAUUCCAGGGUUGUUCUGGUGAAAAUUCGUGUAAGGAAACGUGGCAUCGCUUGGUUAAAUUGAUCCAUUCGUCUGUGAGUUCGGACCCGGCAGCCAUUACGACUUUGCCAAGUGGAAUGACAGGGGAAACGUGUCGAAUAUAGCUGGUGUACGUGUAUAUAUACUUGUGUAUAUACAUAUAUAUACAUUAUAUAUAUAUAUAUAGGUAGAUAGAUAUAGAUAAUUGAUCUCUCUAGAAAUCAAUUGUAAUUAUGCAAUUCGUUGCUCGUGCACGUUUCUAUAAUCGUUGGGGAAACUUUUAAGCGCGUUCCGGGCAAGAAUUUUUAUCACGAAUGUAAACGGGGGUAUUUUAAUCGCAUACAUGUUACGUAUCAUUGUACUAUAAUUUCACUGAAAUCCGAGAGGCAAAUUGAUAAACACGCAUACACGAAAUAGAGGAAUUCUGUACAUAAUUCGUUGAUUUCGUGGCUAGAGAAAUUGAAGCACGCGAACAACGAUCGGGACACGGAAUGUAAAUCGGUAACGAGCAUACGAUCGUUACGUUUUGUAUCUUUGUUUUUUUCCCCAUUUUUCUGCUUUUCUUUCUUUUGUUUUCCUUUUUUCGAAGCAUUUUCCCGCGAUGCGCGUAGUCACUCGGUGGAAAGAUUCUCGCGGAAACUCUGCGAACGUCGAAUCGAAAACAGCAAUUAUCGCGAGACGCGUGACAAGUGGAACAAGAUGGAGGGAGCUCUCGCAAAUGGCUGCCGGAAAGGAACUCUUGCUUCGUGUCGACGAGGUAAACGCGACUUCCGGUGACAAGCGUCAGUCGACAGACUCGGUGAUCCGCGACAAAGCGCGAGACCCUUUUUAGGUAGCUAGGCAAGAGAUAGAGAGAGGGAAUACAGAAGCGACGAGAGCGACGAAGCAGAUACGCGUGACCGGUAGGGUUUCUAUGCCAAAUAUGUGUGUGUCUAUGUUGCGCUCGCGGGCGCGCGUGUGUGUGCGUAGAUUCGCGAACCGAACCGCGGAUGUAGAGUGUAGAGUAGUGUUAUGGCAACGGAAGGGAGAGAGAACCCCUUGGACAACCUCUGACAAAGCCAGAUUCUGGGUAACAGGAUCUAGUCAAAUCAGUCUCUACCGGUUCCUAAUCGAGAUUCUAACGAUGUAACGCAGCUUUCUCUGAAUACUCACGGCCUCGUCGACGGCCCCAUUGGAAAAUCGAACGUGGCAGCCUUUGUUUUAAGAAUUGGGAAUUUUCUAGGGAUGGUAGGUUUUUUGGGGAUGACGGAGAUUGUCGAUCGAGGUGUCUACGCUCUCUUAUUUUCUCAAAUUACUUUUCAUUCGCGGAAUUGGAUAUCGGAGUAGGAAUUAAUUUGCGCCGUUUAGUCGUCCGAUUGUAUAAUCGUGUAAGCGCGAAAUUCUAUUUUAGAGCAUCGAUUCGUGGAACGUGCAAUUCCAAUUCCUCGGUAGUCAAACUGUCGACGAGAUUCUAAUAACGCUUCUCGUCGGGGACUACGUUGCGAUUCGUUUAAAUUCGACGAGGCAAUUGUAACGCAGCUGAAAUCGAGUGAUCGAGAACGCCGAAAUUAAUAGACUGAUCCUCUGAACUUCGAAGGAAUUUUUAGAACAGCGCCGAGUUCGCAUGGUACAUCCAAUAUUGUUUGUCAACUGAUUGAAUUAACCCUGAUCCACCGAACAUUUAUUUCGCUUCUCUCUAUUCUCGCGUGCAUACCGUUUCGUCACUUUAUAUUCAAGCAAACGAUCAACCAUACGUGGUCGUUGGAGUUUAAAGUUCCUCGAGUUUCUAUCGCGUUCUCGAUCACAGGAUCUGAUUCAUUCUUGGUAUCCGCUUCUCGAUCGAUCAGAUAAAUCGGCCGCGAAAGUUUCGUUCUUCUUUUCCCUUUAUUUCUUUUCAAACGUAAUCGCGAAGGUAAACGAGGGAAUGAUAAAAAUAAAAAUCGAGAAACAGAGAGAGAGAGGGAGAGAGAGAGAGAGAGAGAGAGGGAGAGAGAGAGACUCACACACAAACACAGACACACAUAAACACACAGAGUACUCCGAGAGGGGGCGGGGGGGUAAGAGAAGAAAUGCGAAAGGGAAAUGGUACGCACAUUGAGCCGAGUGAGUGAUAAUCCCUGUUAAAACAAAAAAAGUUCUAGUUAAGUGGAGAUUUAUCGUAAUAAAUAUAUACAUAUAUAAAUAUAUAUAUAAAUAAAUAUAUAGGUAAGUCGUUGCGUGACUCAACGUGGAGCGUAAGUGAGAAGGAAUGCGAGUGGCCACGAGUGAAUGAACUUGAGAGUGAAAGAGAGAAACAGAAAGAGAAACAGGCGAGAAAAGGAAACGACAAAACGCGAGAAACAAACGGUCAAGAGAAUGAAACGCGAUGGAUAACGAGGGGAAAACAAAUAACACAAAGAGUCGUGUGAAAUAGCCAAAUAUGACAAAGAUGUUCUUUUCCUUUCUUUUCUUUUUUCUUUUUUUUCUUCUUCUACUUCUAUUCUUCUUUUGUUCUUUUUUUCUACAUAGAUAGCGCGACAGGGCUAGCGUACUGUCGUCGAUUACGUUUUAAACUCUAAUCUAUCGUUAGGAUAGGUCUCUAGGCUAGGAUGAGAGGCAAAGAGGCCGGCGGCCAGGUUCGCCGCGCGUGAACCAAGAUGGCCGCCGGUGAGAAGAUCAUAUUCUCAUUUUCGUUUGCGUGUGCGAGCGCCAGUACAUGUAAAUAACAUACUACGAUUAGGGAUCGACUGUAAUCGAUUUCGUCGAGCACAAAAGGAUUAAUUCACGGGACAUUCCCGUCUUAGGAGCUAAACCGAACAACUCAGAACAUACUCAUUGAUUCUUGUAACGUUAAAUUAACAAGCGUAGAUUUUAAAGCAGAAACUAUACGAACGAGGAAAGAGAUGGAAGAGAGAGUGCUGAGAGAAACGCGAGAUAUGCUAGUGAUACACGAGAAUGUUCGCAUCCCGGUGGAAGGGCGAGAGAGUGAGAGAGAGAACCGGAAGUGAAGUUCUCGAAGAUUCUCUGUUCGAGCGCAAGUAACGUUCCCCGAGACGAGGAGAAAGCCCUCUUCUUCGAACCUCGACCGCCUCUACGCGAUUGUUCCUCUAUCAACGAGCACGUUUUUCAUAUACGUAAGGCACCCGAAACUCGUGCGCUUGAAGAUGAUAUAUUGAUAUUACAAAGGAUACGCUCUGACGGUGUUCGUUCGCGGAGGAACUCGCGUGAGGCGAGGGAACCAGGCGAGAAAGAUCUAUCACUGUAUAUUGUACACUGUAAUUACAAUUUAUACUUACUCGUAAUCGAUACCUUUAUCGGUAGGCUAUUACAACUAGUGGCUAGCGUAAGUCAAGCUCAAAUCUAGGCGAGACCCAUCGUCUUCGCGUCUUAUUCUUCGUCACGAGUGCACAACUCCCCCCGAUAUUCCUCCUCUUGUUCCGGACUUUUAUCGUUUUUUCAAGCGUGUUCUCCGAUUGCGUACGCAGGCCUAUCGUACACGAUUUCCCGAUGGAUUCACGGCUACCGCAGCCGCCAUCGGGCUCUAUUUUUCUUUCGUUUCGUUUCUUUUCCACUGUGAUUCCUUUCUUCGGUUGCUUGUUCGUUUCUUUGCCGAGGAUCGUCGACAAAGAUAUUCCCGGGGACCUCGCGGAACCGGUAACGCGUCCCGUGCGAUCGACCAAUCGUAUCUAUGCUCCGAAUUGUACGAUACUCAAUUUGCAAAAUCGAUUCGAUCGUUUAGUUGUAAUAGUUUAUUUCCAAGUGACUCCCGAGUCUCUUGGGACGCUUCGUGAAACUGUAAAUCACCUGGGCGAGUUCAGUGUACGGAAGAGACGGAGAAAAUUCGUGAUCGACGAUAUAUUGUAGCGAAAGACACUCGAGAUGACCGUUUUAGAUUGGAAUACGUGUUUUUGAAUGAAAUUCGAAAGUUGACUGUAAAUAGUUACGUGUACUCUUAAAGAAACCUCGCUUCGUCUCUUCUCUGCACCGAACUCGAUCUCGAAACUCGUUUCGCGGAACGUCCCGUGUAUUUAUCUAGAGGCCAGGGAGCGAGUAGAUCCAGGGAUAAGGAAUGAAUUGCUGUACAGAGAAAAAGCUGUAACGAAAUUAGGUGGUAGCCAGGGACGAAUAGAUUAGAGUAGUAUCUGUUUCCGAGUCUCUUAGAAGAAACGAGAACUCGUCUCGACGAUAGAACCACAGAUACUAGUCUUCUUCGUAGAACUAAUUUAUAUCGUAUUCGUUAAAAUGCUUCGCGCGUAACAACGCACGUAGAAUCCUCUCUCUCUGCGAAUUGUACAAAAACAUGGACUGCGUAAUUGUAAUAUUCACGAUUCGAUCGUCGAUCGCACUCUAGCGGACGCUUCCGGGCGAGAGAAAUCGAGGUGCCCCGGCGAAACUUUGAAGAGGAAAAGAAGUUAAAAAAAAAAAGAUAAAAAUAUAUUGCGAGAAAAAUGGAAAUUAGCCAAACGCGAGACGGAGUCGCGGAAUUUGAAGCUCCAGGUAGCACCGUUUCGAUAUUCACCCCUUUGUGCCCACGUGUCAUUAUGUUUUCUUCGUUGAAACCGCGUACGUUCUCGAGUGCUAGCGGGAUAAUCGCAUUGUAAAAUAAUCCAAUACGAUCGAUACGCACCGUAACGUUAUACAUAUAUAAAUAUAUGAUUCUACUCUAAUUAUUAUUAAAGGCAGUACCGUAAACGGGAUUUUUAAAGUGAAUCUAGAUGACUACAUGACUUACGUAAACGACACAUCUUACGAGCAACAUAUCCUAGCGUACUAGGCGGCGUCGUGGCCCGUUCCGCUCCGGAUCCUCGCGGAUCCUCCGCUCGCCAUCGUCGCGAUUCGCGCGCGCGCGCGACAACGCACAUUUCCGCUCUCUUAUCCCGGGCCCGGAAAACCCUCUGGGGCGGGCCCCUCUCGUCGGAGGGGUCCCUUGGCCGCGCUCUACGAACCGCGAGGCCAGCACCGUGCAGGAUCCGGGGCGCGACACGCGGCCAUCUUCUUUUUUCGAAUUAUCGCGACGGGAAGAGAGGGAAGAAAGCGAGAAAAAGAAGAAAAUGAUUAAAAAAUUAAGAAGUAAGGGAUGUUCCAUGACAUUAGGGCGUUAUUACGAUAAUAAGUCUAUCUUCUUAGAGUCGUGAGUGUAUGGGUGAUAUAUGGAGAGACGAUAUGUGUCCGUGUAUCGUGUGCUGAAUGGGCGUGAUGAUGCUUUUGGCCCUCGUCGAAUCGGCGCGAAAAUGGACGGCGAGUUCUCGAAUGGUUGGAUGUGUCGGCUAUGAAUGGUAACAACUGGUGAGAUUGAUUCGAGAAUCCGUAGGUGGUAGCGCGCGAUUCGAUUGGUCGAAAUACAAACCGGAGGAACGAUAGUAAUAACGUUUCGGCAAACGAGGAUACGAGAAAAAAGCAGAAAAUACGUGGAGAAUGAUAAAGGAGGGAAAACGGAGGGAAAAGAUGAAUGCAAAAUAGAGAACAUCGUAUAAAAGCUAAAUGCCACCUGUUUUUCGCUUCUCUCGCAGUGUAAAACGGAUUCGCAACGGGAGACGCGUGCGACCGCCAUCGGUUUCCGGCUGCGAAUCGACCACGGGGACGAGAAAAAAAAAAAGAAAAAAAAAAGAUAAAUAAAUAAAAUAAUAUGCUGAAGCAGGCGAAAGCGACAUUUACGUCGAGGAAACGCAGGUGAGUCUAGGCGUUACUCGCACAUCCGCGGAACACAUUCACACGCGACGGAAAUUCGACGACGAGAGGUAUCGAUGAGAUCCGCAGGAGAGGAAAGCAGAAAAGCAAAAAAUAAAAAAAUAAAAAAAAAAAAAA
Messenger RNA from Eufriesea mexicana, 8522 nucleotides. Its product is annotated as RNA binding protein fox-1 homolog 2. Gene Ontology annotation, biological process: nervous system development; regulation of alternative mRNA splicing, via spliceosome. Gene Ontology annotation, cellular component: cytoplasm; nucleus. The transcript is spliced from 13 exons. Gene Ontology annotation, molecular function: mRNA binding. Lineage: Eukaryota; Metazoa; Arthropoda; Insecta; Hymenoptera; Apidae. Bases 604 to 1911 code for a protein of 435 amino acids. The record is from RefSeq and is a predicted model, not a curated record.